Messenger RNA from Myotis davidii, 2626 nucleotides. It is a transcript of the gene MLKL, whose product is annotated as mixed lineage kinase domain-like. Gene Ontology annotation, biological process: cell surface receptor signaling pathway; protein phosphorylation. The transcript has 10 exons. The record is from RefSeq and is a predicted model, not a curated record. Gene Ontology annotation, molecular function: protein kinase activity; ATP binding. The coding region runs from base 768 to 2168 and encodes 466 amino acids. Lineage: Eukaryota; Metazoa; Chordata; Mammalia; Chiroptera; Vespertilionidae.
CCCUUCAGUCUGCAAGCCGACGCUCUAUCCACUGAGCCAAACCGGUUAGGGCUCUGUCUACUCUUUCAAAACUGGAAGAUCUUCCACCACUGGAUCAUUUAUCCUUGCUGGCUAACCCUUGCCUUCUUUAGACAGGGCCUGAGCUUUCCAACCCACCAUCCUAUCGUCACCCCUAUACUUUGGCAGGAUAUUUUUGUUAGAAUAGGCUAAACUGAUAUAAUGACCAGACACCAAAAUAUAAUGGCUCAAACACAAUAGAAGUUUAUUCCUCAUUCACUUAACAGUCCAUGGCAGAUGGUCCAGGUCUGUGAGCAGCCCUCCUCUAAGUGAUGAAUCGGGGAUCCAGGAUUCUUCCUUCUUGAGACUCUACCUUCUUUCUCGGGACUCCAACACCCCUAGGGCUGUGUCAUCCUAUGCAUCCAGCUGAUAGUGUGUAGAGGAGUCAAACCCGCCUCAACCCAAAGUGGCACAUAUCAUAUCCACUCACACCCCAUUGGCGAGAACUAGUCCUAUGGCCACAUCAAGCCUCAAGGAAGGCUGGGAGAUAUAGUCCUAGGUGAGCCGACACUUCCCAGCCACAGCUCUGUUAUUAUGGAAGGGCAGAACAGAUGUUGGUGGACGUCAAGCCAUCUCUAGCUUAUAUGAAAUUGUGGGGAGAAUUCUUCAGCCAUUUAAAUCACAGACACCCCGGAGGUUCCUGUAGCCCAGUCGUAAAUAUGCAGGAGAUUUCUGGGACUUGAACAGGUUGCAUCCAGUUUCUUCCAGGUAUGGAUAUAUUGAAGAACGUCAUCUCCGCGGCCCAGUAUGUGUACCAACUAUGUGAAAAGAUGCAACACUGCGAGGGACAGUACAAACGUCUAAGGAAUCGCAUCCACGGCCUGCUGCAGCCUCUGCAAGAGCUCCAGGCCCGAGGAGAGGAGAAUCUGUCCCCUGGGAUCAUCACUGCCCUGAACAAUUUCCAGGCUGCCCUCGAGGAAGCCAAGAAGAAGAUAGAUAAGUUUAGCGAUAAGCCCUUUCUCCAUAAGUUUCUAAAAUCAGGGAAGAACAAAGAACUCUUUACAGAUGUGAACAAUAGGCUGACUGAUGUCCACCAGGAGCUCUCACUGGCGCUUCAGGUGUAUCAGGGGGUGUCUAUUUCAAGCAUCAGCAAAGAAGACUGGAAACAAGAGGAUCAGCAGGAUGCAGAGGAAGAUUGGCGAGCUUUCCAGAAUCUAACUGCAGAAAGUGAAAUUAUCGAAGCUUUAGUGGAGAAAGGGAAAAAUGAAGUGGAAGAAAUCAUGAGGCGCCAAUUACAGACAUCAAUAAAGGCGGUCCUCGCAUAUAAAGUCAAGGAGAUUAAGAAGGAGGAGCUUUCUGAUUGGAUCUCUCUAAAGAAAAGUGAGUUCAGCGAAGUUUUUAAAGGAAAAUAUUACCAAUCUCCAGUGGCCAUAAAAGUAUUCAACAACGUCCAGACCAGAAACCCUGGAACAGUGAGGUGUGUUUUCAAUAAUGAGGUCACAACCAUGAAGAAAUUUGAUUCUCCUAACAUCCUGCGUAUAUUUGGGAUUUGCAUUGAUGAAACAGUGACCCCACCUCAAUUCUCCAUCGUCAUGGAGUACUGUGAGCUCGGGACCCUCCGGGAACUGCUGGAUCAGAAAAAGGACCUCACAUUGGCUGAACGCAUCGUCCUGGCCGUGGGGGCAGCCAGUGGCUUAUACAGGCUGCACCAUUCCAAAGCCCCUGAGCUCCACAGAAACAUCAGCAGCAAGAGCUUCCUAGUAACUAACAACUACCAAGUGAAGCUUUCAGGAUUUGAGUUGAGCAAAACACAGACUUCCAUCAGCAGAACAACUAAGAGAAAAAAAGAAGGGACAGUCAAUUCCGCAGCAUAUAUCUCACCUCAAAGACUGGAAAAUGUGUUCAAUAAAUAUGACAUAGCAGCUGAAAUAUACAGCUUUGGAAUUGUCCUCUGGGAAAUCGUCACUGGGAAGACCCCGUUUGAAGGCUGUGAUUCUAGGAAGAUCCGCCAGCUGGUAGCUAAAGACAAGCACCAGGAGCCACUGGGUGAAGACUGCCCUUCACAGUUGCAGGAGAUCAUUGAUAGUUGUCGGGCUUACGAGCCCUCCAGGCGGCCCUCUAUUAAGGAAAUCUCAGAGAAACUGUCUAUCUUUUACAAAGCUGUGGAUUGAAACAGACACUAAGGAGUCGCUGGACAAGAAACUGGAAGAGGCGAAAGCUGGGCAUCUUUCUCUCUCCUGUCCUCGGCAUGAAGUUAUUUAUGGAUUCAGGGAAGCAGCACUUCUCUGUUACAAAGAGAAAACGGUUCCAGUCAUGCAGAGCGCACCCCCCUCCAAACGAUAUUGUCAAAAGUAUGUCUCUGAUAGUACCUGUGAUAGAUGUUUUACAAAAACGUAUCUCUCUCUGUAUGGACACCUCUUAGCACUCUGACUUUGCAGCUCCUCCCAUGGCAAAGUGGAAUCUACACAUGAAACUAAUGUAUUAUUGUAUGUCAAUUAUAUUUCAAUUGAAAAGAAAUACUCUCUCUUACAAACGGAAAGGUUUAUGGAAUGCAAUGAUAUAUCUGGAGUUUAAUUUAAAAUAAUUCAGGGGGAGGGAAAAUAAUCUUACCUAAUAAACAUGUAAAUUG